Megalops cyprinoides (Indo-Pacific tarpon) is the source of this 931-nucleotide messenger RNA. RefSeq names its product chemokine-like protein TAFA-2. The coding region runs from base 478 to 876 and encodes 132 amino acids. Gene Ontology annotation, molecular function: receptor ligand activity. The record is from RefSeq and is a predicted model, not a curated record. Lineage: Eukaryota; Metazoa; Chordata; Actinopteri; Elopiformes; Megalopidae. The transcript has 5 exons.
CAGUGCAACGGACGAGACAUCGCCAGCGCGGCGUCUUCAAGGCAAGUCUGAGAGGAAGGUCGGCGGCUUCAAAACCAAAAAAGGAAUAUUGAGAGGAUAUAGUUAUGAUUUCACCAUAGGCGCUGAUUUUGAAAACAACGUGCUAAUGGAUCUCACAUUUGAAGUUUUCAGCCUUUUGGCUGCGGGGAAGUACUAGCGGCAUAUCGGCAAGGAACUUUGCCAGGCCAAUCACCACUUCGGCCGAGCGGAAAGAAACACUGCACAGUCAAAUUCAGACUGCACACCACACAAGUCUUUCGCUUUUGGGCAGCGAGGGUAAAGUGAACAUCUUCAAGAUAUCCCCAGGGAAUGUGUGCCGCGAGAGCAUUUUCGUGCAAAGGAAAUGAUACUUCACUAAUAUUCCUGUCGCUUUCUUUUUGACAAUGGAGAGCAAAUGAAAGGGCCAUUUUCGCUGGAUUGAGCUGCUCACCUAACAGAAUGCGGGACGGAGACCUACAGAACGUGUGCAAAUGGGUGCUGCUCCUUACCCUCUGCCUGGCGUCUCUCUGGGGACGGCUGACGCUGGCGUCAUCGCAUAGGAGCCACAUAGUACAUGUCAAAGCGGGGACCUGCGAAGUCAUUGCUGCCCAUCGGUGCUGCAACAAGAACAAGAUCGAGGAGAGGUCUCAGACCGUCAAAUGCUCUUGUUUCCCUGGGCAGGUUGCUGGGACAACAAGAGCUGCCCCUUCCUGUGUGGAUGCCUCGAUAGUGGCCCAGAAAUGGUGGUGUCAGAUGCAGCCCUGUAUGGAUGGAGAGGAGUGCAAAGUGCUGCCAGAUCUCAAAGGAUGGAGCUGCAGCACGGGCAACAAAGUCAAGACAACCAAGGUCACUCGAUAGUCCAGCCCUGCUUGGAUCGGACGGCUGGCAGCAGACAUACUUUUAUAUACUGCGG